Messenger RNA from Ilex paraguariensis (yerba mate), 1170 nucleotides. The record is from the annotation of a GenBank genome assembly. Lineage: Eukaryota; Viridiplantae; Streptophyta; Magnoliopsida; Aquifoliales; Aquifoliaceae.
CUCUCUCUCUCUCUCUCACAUUCUGAGAUCUGUAGGGUAGAAGAUUCAUCCCGUUAGAUCUCUCUCUCUGGCAUACACAGUUUCGAUAGAUACAUUUAGAAAUGGGGGCGUAUAGAGCGGACGAUGAUUACGACUACUUGUUCAAGGUGGUUCUGAUCGGUGACUCAGGUGUCGGAAAAUCCAACCUUCUCUCCAGAUUCACGAGAAACGAGUUCAGCCUCGAGUCCAAAUCCACAAUUGGAGUCGAAUUCGCCACUCGCAGCAUUCGCGUCGACGACAAGGUCGUCAAGGCUCAGAUUUGGGACACAGCUGGUCAAGAACGAUACCGUGCAAUCACAAGUGCAUACUACCGAGGAGCUGUUGGCGCAUUGCUUGUGUAUGAUGUUACUCGACAUGUCACAUUUGAGAAUGUUGAGAGAUGGUUGAAGGAGCUCCGAGAUCAUACAGAUUCAAACAUUGUGAUCAUGCUUGUUGGAAACAAGGCAGAUUUACGUCACUUGCGUGCUGUUUCCACCGAGGAUGCCAAGGCAUUUGCUGAGAGGGAGAGCACUUUUUUUAUGGAAACAUCUGCUCUGGAGUCCAUGAAUGUGGAAAAUGCCUUCACCGAAGUGCUUACUCAGAUAUAUCGUGUUGUAAGCCGGAAAGCUCUUGACGUUGGUGAUGACCCUGCGGCUUUGCCCAAGGGACAAACCAUUAAUGUUGGCACCAAGGAUGACGUGUCAGCUGUGAAAAAGGUUGGUUGCUGUUCUGCUUAGAAAAGAGGAUGAUCCAGUGGUAAAGUACAGUUUCUCCUCUAAGAUUUCCAAUUCUAGGUGGCAGCGGUACUUUUUCAGAUGUAUCAGAGUGGUAAACACACAUGGAUUGUUGUGUGAACAAUGAUUUUGUGUUAAAGGAUACCAUGGUCUGUAUUUGACCAAAACCACAACGUCAACGAUCUGAUUUAUUUUCACUGCAUAUGUUCCUCAUUUUUACUCGGUGUAUGAUCGUAGUUCUUAGCUAUCCUUUAGGUUAGGUUAUAUUUGGUUGCUCAGGACUAGAAUUUGGUUAUGCCUUAUGACACUUUCCUCUCCCUUAGUACCCUCUAAUGAUAUUGAUUUGAUUGGUUGUUCACCAUGGAUGAAGAAAUGUUUGUUUCAUUCUUUCCAAUUGUAGUUGAAUGCUGCGUUCAUC